AUGAAAAGAAGCAAAAUCUAUUUGGCGGUGAGAAUAUUUCUAAUUAUUGCUGGGCUGGUCAUGUUCGGAAUUGGCGUCACUAACUUUGUUCUGGAAGUUACUCAAGAAAGUUAUUCCAUCACACGUGAUGGUCCACUUGCUUUUGUCAUUACGCAACACUUGACAGCUGGAGCUCUCACUGUCACAGGACUGUUAUGCUUCUUCUUUUCAGUUCUAACUCUUGUUCAGGAUAAACAAAAUGUCACUUCUGACCACAGAAUUACAAAAUUAAUCAAUGCAACUACCACUGAUCCAACAGAAUUGCAUUCACUUCAACAUCAACGAAAAAAGCAGAGAAUUUAUAAUUUCUAUUGCUCACUCCAUUUAUGUUUUUGGAUUGGAUUAACUAGUUUCUUAUUAAUUUCUUUAGCAAUUUGCAGUUUAGUUCUCGUUGUUCAAAUUGGAGCUGGAAACACCGCUUCAGUGAAACCCCACGCAAAUAAGGAAAGUUUAUUACAAGUAUGCGCUGCAGCUUUGGGAAUAUCCAUUGGUCUUUGUUUACUUGGUUGCAUACCCAUGUACCUUGUGGGAGCAUAUUUAAUUAACAUUUAUAGAGAUAAAUCAUCAUCGCCAGGCACAGAUGUGAAAGUGUCAUCUCAUGAUCUCGGAAGCACGAGUACGACAGCUAAUUAUGUCUUGAUCAAUGCACGUGACAAUGACGAUGAAGAUGAAUAUGAUGACGAUGAUGCUCUCUUGUUGACUCAUAAUAAUAAUGAAAUUGCACUCAAACCAAAUAGCAUUUUCGUUCUCGCUGUCAAUACUUGCUUCGGAAUCGUCUCGACGGAUGUCAACAAUGUAUGUGGAGGACAUGGUAUAUGUCAAUCCACAGAUUCUUGCUAUUGUUUGGACAUUUGCUCAAAGAACUCUCUUAGAAAUAAUGCGGGUGCUGUUUCUCUCGCUCAGAGCAAUGAUUUAAUCUCCACCAACGGUCGAUUCAAAGCAUCCAUGCAAGUGGAUGGUAAUUUUGUGAUCUAUGAUUUGCAAUCGAAUCAAGCCAUAUGGUCUACUGGAACGAAUGGACAAGGUUCUCAACCUUAUUCUCUCGUGUUGGAUUCGAGUGGAGGUCUACGUGUGUAUGGAAAUGGUGCUGUUAUUUCGACCUUGGUGCAGAGUUGUUCGGCGCUUCCAGCGACGUUGGUUCAACAAAAUGAUGGUCAUCUAGUACUCUAUGGCUCAGGAAAGGAAGUGUGUUGGUCUGCCGGCACCUAUUAUGCCAUAUCGAAUACCUAUGUUUGGACGGGUGGAUCUGAUUGUUCAGUCACCACAUGUUAUGGAAUUGCUUCCAAUUCUGGAAGUGUUUGCAGUGGUCAUGGUUCAUGCACUUAUCUAGAUACCUGUUCCUGUAAUUCGGGAUAUGGCGGCUCAAAAUGUGACACGUACUACUGUAAUGGAAUUAUUUAUAACAGUGGAAGUGUUUGCAGUGGACAUGGUUCUUGUAAUUCACCAAAUACUUGUUCUUGUCAAUCUGGAUAUUCUGGAUCAAACUGUGAAACUUAUUAUUGCAAUGGAAUUUUAUACAAUUCAACGAGUGUUUGUAAUUCUCGUGGAACUUGUUCAGCCUCAGAAACUUGUGUUUGCAAUGCAAAUUAUGGAGGUACCUAUUGUCAAAUUCCUAAAUGCUUUGGAAUUUUACAAACAGCCACUGGCACAGUUUGCAGUGGACAUGGUACAUGCAACGAUGUUGACACAUGUGCUUGCAACACGAAUUGGGGAGGACCAAGUUGCUCCUUUCCCAUGUGUUUUGGAAUUUUACAAAAUGAAACGAAUAGUGUUUGUCAUGGACAUGGUUCUUGCAAUGAUGUCGAUACUUGUGCAUGUGUGGCGGGAUGGGGUGGCUCUCAAUGUUCCAUGCCAACCUGCAAUAAUAUUUUACAGAAUCAGACAGGACUAGUGUGUGGUGGACAUGGUACAUGCGAUGGACCAGACACGUGUCAUUGCAAUUCUAAUUUUACAGGUCCUUUCUGUCAAUAUCCCUUUUGUUAUGGUAUUCCUUCAAAUGCAUCAACCGCCGUUUGUAGUGGACAUGGUGUCUGUACUGGUGUCGAUACCUGUGUCUGUAAUUCGAAUUGGGCUGGAUCUGAUUGCUCCAUGCCUAAAUGUUUUGGAGUGUUGCAGAACUCGACCACUGUUUGUAGUGGACAUGGAACUUGCAAUGAUGCUAAUGUUUGUGCUUGCAAUUCAAAUUGGGACGGACCUGAUUGCUCCAUGCCUAAAUGUUUUGGAAUUUUACAAAACAUGACGAGUAGUGUGUGUAGUGGACAUGGAUCAUGUAAUGACGUUGACACGUGUUUGUGUAAUCCUAAUUGGAGUGGUUCCAAUUGUUCAAUUCCCAUGUGUUUUGGUAUUUUACAAAAUCAAACGAGUGAAGUUUGCAAUGGACGUGGUUCUUGUAAUGGUGUGGAUACCUGUGUCUGCAAUUCCAAUUGGGGUGGUUCCAAUUGUUCAAUUCCAAAAUGUUUUGGUAUUUUACAAAACAUGACAGGUAGUGUUUGCAGUGGACAUGGUUCUUGUCAAAAUGUGGACACUUGUGUGUGUGAUUUGAAUUGGGGAGGACCAAGUUGUUCCUUACCUACAUGCUUUGGAAUUUUACAAAACGAAACGAGUAGUGUUUGUAAUGGACAUGGUUCUUGCAAUGCAGUGGAUACUUGUGUUUGUAAUUUGAAUUAUGGCGGUCCUUCUUGUGCCUUACCUAAAUGUUUUGGAGUUUUACAAAACAUGACAAGCACCGUGUGUAGUGGACAUGGCUCUUGUAUCGAUGUGAAUACUUGUUCAUGUUUGACUGGAUGGGUAGGUCUCAAUUGUUCCAUGCCAACCUGUUUUGGAAUUCUGCAAAAUUCAACCUCAACUGUGUGUAGUGGACACGGCUCAUGUGUGAAUCUUGACACUUGUUCUUGCAUGGCUGGAUGGGGUGGUCCAAGUUGCGCCUUACCUAAAUGCUUUGGAAUUUUACAAAAUGAAACGAAUAGUGUUUGUCAUGGACAUGGUUCUUGCAAUGAUGUCGAUACUUGUGCAUGUGUGGCGGGAUGGGGUGGCUCUCAAUGUUCCAUGCCAACCUGCAAUAAUAUUUUACAGAAUCAGACAGGAAUAGUGUGUGGUGGACAUGGUACUUGUGAUGCUCCAAACGUGUGUCGUUGCAAUCCGGGUUGGAGUGGCGACUUUUGUUUCAUGCCCUCUUGUUUUGGAAUUUUACAAAAUAUAACUUCCAGUAUUUGUUCUGGGCAUGGUAUUUGUACCAACGUCGAUACAUGCCUCUGUCAUACGAAUUGGACAGGCCUUAAUUGUUCGAUACCAACGUGCUUUGGAUUUUUACAAAACUCUACAAAUGUUUGCAGUGGACAUGGAUCAUGCACGAAUGUGGACACUUGUGUAUGUGAUUCGAAUUGGGGAGGACCAAGUUGUGCCUUACCAAAAUGUUUUGGAAUUUUACAAAAUGUGACGAGUAGUGUUUGCAGUGGACAUGGAUCAUGUAAUGCAGUGGAUACUUGUGUAUGUGAUUUGAAUUGGGGAGGACCAAGUUGUUCCUUACCAAAAUGUUUUGGAAUUUUACAGAACCAGACAGGAAUAGUUUGUAACGGACAAGGAACUUGUGACACAGCCGAUGUUUGUCGAUGUAAUUCAAACUUUUCUGGUGAAUGGUGCCAAUAUCCCAAAUGUUACAACACUGCUUCCAAUGAAACUGCAACAGUUUGUAGUGGACAUGGAGCUUGUAUGUCACCCAACAACUGUUCUUGCUUACCCACAUGGAUUGGUGCAGAUUGUUCAGUCACCACUUGCUUUAAUGAAUUGUCCAACACGUCCAAUGUGUGUAGUGGAAAAGGAAGUUGUACAUCUUUCGAUCAUUGCAACUGCAAUUCAAAUUAUUUUGGAAACAAAUGUGAGCUCACGACUUGUUAUGGAAUUACUUCCAACAACUCUCUCGUUUGCAGUAACAAUGGACAAUGUAGCUCUUUUAACAAUUGUACUUGCUCCUCAGGUUAUGAUGGAUCCAUGUGUGAAAAUUAUAGAUGUUAUGGAAUUCCUUUUAACUCAACCAAUACUUGUAGUGGAAAAGGUAUCUGCGUUUCUCCCAACAAGUGCGUCUGUAAUCCAGGAUUUAGUAAUUUCGACUGCUCAGUGGUGGAAUGUUUUAACAAAUUUUCAAAUACAUCAGAUGUUUGCAGUGGAAAGGGAAAUUGCAGUGAUUAUAACAAUUGUACUUGCCAGUCAGGUUUUGUGUCAAUGGAUUGCAGUGUGAACAUUAAUCCUUAUGUCAUUUCAUUGUCUUCAACAUCCAUGCAAAUUGACACUUCAUCCAACAUGACAAGUGUCGAAGUGCAAAUGAAUAUUCCAACCGAUGUGAAUCCUCUGAUGACCAGUUUCUAUUGGUACUGCUUGAAUUGUCAAGGAAUUUCAAAUUCAUCUGUCUUCAUGUUGGGCUCCAAUCAACAAAAAUUAACCAUUGCCAUUCGAGAGUUGAAGGCACCUGGUAGCUACUUGUUCCAUGCGAAUGCUACCACCUUGAAUCCUUUUCCGUUCCCAACACGAAUUUCAAACACUGAAGUGUUUAAUUUAACACUCCUAGUUCCAUACGUACCAAAUCUAUCUGUUCCUUCUUUAGGAGUAUUUGGUCUUCCUUCUGCCUUUGUUUCGACACGGAAUGGAGGGUCAGGUCAGACCAUCAGUGCCGUCAUUUCGAAUAUUGUAUUGAAUCAAACGAAUAUUGAGAAAUUCCUUGGAUGUAAAGCAAAUUGUACCACCUCUCUCACUUACUCAUGGCAAUUGACAAGUACAAGUAGCAGCUCAUUGGAAGCCUCUUCCACUGGAAGUAUUUCUGCCUUUACUGGUGGCAAUAAUCUCAUGAUUCUUCAACCACCAAUUAUAGUGUCAGCCACUCUUAGAAAUUUGGUGAGCAACAGCAAGAUUGGUUUUGCAUUAGCACUAUUUAACAAUCAAAUGUUAAAUAUUUCCUCUCGGGUGGAUAUUCCAGUGUUGCCACCUGUGGCUCCACCUACAAAUAGUUCACUCCCUGUCACUAAUAAUACCAACGCUGUGAUUUCUUCCUUAGUGCAAGUGGUGCCAGCUGAAGGUGUAGCUCUCACAGAUACGUUUACAAUUAACAUUACAGCAUGGAAGGCACCAAGAGAAUUGCUUCCACUCAGAUAUGCCGUCGGAUUUUAUGACAAAACUAAAGGAAAGGACGUGAGAUUUACUGAUUUUUCUCUCAAUCUCACCAUCACUGUUUAUUUGCCCUUUAUUCAAAAUAAGGCAAGAAGAAGAAAUGUCCAUGCAGCAUUGUCACAAGUGGAUUUAGUUGUGUAUGUGAUGGAUGCUCUAGGAAAUGUGGAUUCACAAUCUUCAAAUGUCACCGUCACUGUGGCUCCUUUCAACGGAACAUCAACGGAAUUGCUUCAGAGAAUUAAUCAACUUUCUGGUACCUCAUUGAUGGUAGCUUCGUUCGAUCAAUCCUAUACUGCAUUGAGCAGUACAAGCGGAGGAAAUUCAAGCGCUGUGAUUUAUGAGCUUGUAAAGAACAUUGUGAUUGAUCCUAAAAAUCCAUCAGUUGCCUUAUCCAGUUUUGAAAGUUUAACAUCGAACUCGGAUUCGAUCAAUGACAAUAUCGUCAGUGCUGUUACCACCAAGUUGUCUUCGUUUGUUGACGGAGUGAAAAAUACUUAUAGUGAUGAAAAGAAACUUUACGGAUUUGUCAAGAGCAAACUCUCCGAUCAAGAUGUAACCUCAACCAUUUCUGUUUCGUCGAAUUUACUGUCCAGUGGUGUUUCUAGUGACAAAACAAGAAAUGUCACAGAAAAUAUUUCCUCAAUGGUCUUAUUGGGAGAGGUUGCAAAAGUCAUUGACCAAUCAAGCUCUGCAUAUUUACCAACUGUUUCCUAUAGCACUUCUCUGAUCAAUAUUACCAUUUCCAGCUUUAAAUUGAAUUCUGGAAUUUCGAUUAAUCAAACCUUAUCGUCAGGAAGUAACUCGGUAGAGCUGAGCAUCUCACAAAUUUUGACACAAUACAAUGCAUUCUCAAAGGAAUGUGGAGUGUCAAUGAUUGAAUACGCUAAAAACACAAACUAUGAUAACUACACUUCCAAUAAUGUUAUUACAUCAGUGGUGAACGAUUUCAAAUUUAUUCAAGAACAAACUCCAUUAAUAUUGAAUAACCUUAAUCAGCCAAUCAUUCUCACAUUCAAAUUGGAUUCUUCAAGCUUACAAGGAAAGAAUAUUUCCAAUUCCACUUUUACUUGUAGAUAUUGGGAUGAAGAGGGACGGCGAUGGAGCAACAAUGGAUGCUUCUUGCAUCGAGUGGAUAUUCCAUCAAAGACGAUCGAAUGUGCAUGUUAUCACACCACCAUGUUUACCACAUUCUUGGAACAAAAAACCACCGUCAACAUGCUCGAAGUGAAAGAUCAAGUCGCCGCUCUCUAUUUUUCUCAGAUUGUCUUUGGAUGUAUCUACACUGCAAUUGCCAUCUUCUUGUUGGUGAGCUUGAUUGUGUUAAGAAAGGAACAACCAGUGACGAGUCGAUUGUUGACUCCAUAUGUGGGUCUUAUUGCCUUAAUUACAGAGAGCAUUUUAAUUUAUAUCAUUCAGAGAGGAGUAUUGGUCAAUCAAUUGUUGGGAGCCUCUACACAAAUGUGGGAAACAGGAGAUACUGCUGCCAAUGUGAUUGCCAACAUUGUGACCAUCUUUGUGAACACAUUGAACUUGUCUGCUAUUUUAUGCUAUGUCUUGCAAGUGUUUAGAUUUCAAUUGAUGAAAUUCCUUUAUCAACAAAUGUCCAACAGUCGAGGCAACGAGAAAAAUAGCGAAAGAAUUCUCAAAGCAUUGAAGUACUCUACUUCGGCUGCACUGUUUUACACCAUUAUUGCCAUAUUUGCAGCAUUUAAUGUUUGUUAUUGGACUCUUUGGGUCAUUCUUGUGAGAACAGGCGCAAUCUCCUCUCCAACGUAUAGCUACAUUGUUUCCAUUUCGUACCUUGUUUGUAUUUUGACAUUUAGCAUUGUGAUUUGUACUGUUGCCAUCUUUGAUUGGAUUUUGUCCUCAAAGAAAGAAGUGGAGGUGAAAAACAGUCGAAGAAGACCAACGAACAACUUUAGUCAAGUGAACUCGAUUGCCCUUGCUAGCGAUUCAGGUGAAAAUCUCAAAGAUCCAAAGAAGAAAAAUUUAAUCACUCUCCCCACAACUGUGAUGAAUUGGUUUAUAUCUUUGGACCAACCUCUUUAUUUCAGAAUGGAAAUGGUUAUUUACAUGGUUUGCUUUAUUUUCCAAAUUCUAAAUCUCAUUAUUGGAAGUUCGAGUUUAUCAUUUAGAUUUGAUAGUAAUGAAUCGUACAAGAAAGCACUCACUCUCGAUGGAGUUUCCUUUAUAUUUGAAGUUUUCUAUGUUGUGAGCUACUUGUUCGUGUUUGGUGGCUUUGCAUUAAUUGUUGCAUUGAUUUACAAAUUCAAACGAUCGAAAAAGAAACAAGAACAACUUCAAAAACGUAAAGAAGAGCAAAAGAAAAAUCAAGAGGAACUCAUAAAUAAGGAAAUGCAUGUCCUUUUGGAACAUGAAGAAGGAUACAAACUCUUUGAAGCAUUUUGUCAAAAAGAAUUUUCACUUGAGAACUUGUAUCUCUAUUCCGAUCUGAAAGCAAAUCCAGAAAUUACCCAAGGUCAACAAUUGGGAGGAAUUGUGAAAUUCAUGUCCUUCCUCUACAAUACCUAUGUCAAGACAGGUGCCACACAUGAAGUGAACAUUCCUUCCAAGUGUAGAAAUUCAUUCCUCUAUUUGUAUAAGAACGUGUUGGAAUCGAGAGACCAAUUAAUAAGCACGGACCUCAAACAAUCUGCUGACAAUUAUGAAGGUGAUAUAGAGCUCGUCGAUAAGGAUAUCAAAUUUGCCACAAAGAACAAUCCAAUACCACGUCAAGAAAUUGAUGCUGAGACUGUCUCUAAUUGUUUUGAAUUUCUCCUCCGUCAAGUCAUGCUUAAUAUUGGAGACACCUUCUCUCGUUUCGUGUUCACUCCAGAAUAUAAAUCGUUCCAAAAGUCCUUGGAAAUGCAACAAACGAUUAUGGAUAAGGUCGGAGUGGUGUACGGCAUUUAG
Naegleria fowleri is the source of this 8109-nucleotide messenger RNA. RefSeq lists its product as uncharacterized. Bases 1 to 8109 code for a protein of 2702 amino acids. The transcript is spliced from 5 exons. The record is from RefSeq and is a predicted model, not a curated record. NCBI's taxonomy places the organism in Eukaryota, Heterolobosea, Eutetramitea, Acrasida, Naegleriidae.